AUGGGUUCCGUUGUUCUGCCGCAUCUGCGCACAGCCUGGCACGUCGACCAGGCCAUUCUCUCUGAGGAAGACAGACUUGUGGUCAUCAGAUUCGGUCGCGACCACGAUGUCGACUGCAUGCGCCAAGAUGAAGUCCUCUUCAAGAUUGCCGAACGUGUGAAGAACUUCGCGGUAAUCUACCUCUGCGACAUCGACGAGGUCCCCGAGUUCAACACGAUGUAUGAACUCUUCGACCCGAUGACUAUCAUGUUCUUCUACCGAAACAAACACAUGAUGUGUGAUUUCGGUACCGGUAACAAUAACAAACUGAACUGGGUGCUUGAGGAUAAGCAGGAGAUGAUUGAUAUCAUUGAGACGAUUUACAAGGGAGCGAAGAAGGGACGUGGUUUGGUGGUUAGUCCUAAGGACUAUUCGACGAGGUACCGCUACUGA
Messenger RNA from Aspergillus sclerotioniger CBS 115572, 432 nucleotides. Its product is annotated as DIM1 family thioredoxin-like protein. The transcript has 5 exons. Gene Ontology annotation, cellular component: U4/U6 x U5 tri-snRNP complex; spliceosomal complex; U5 snRNP. Bases 1 to 432 code for a protein of 143 amino acids. Gene Ontology annotation, biological process: mRNA splicing, via spliceosome. NCBI's taxonomy places the organism in Eukaryota, Fungi, Ascomycota, Eurotiomycetes, Eurotiales, Aspergillaceae. The record is from RefSeq and is a predicted model, not a curated record.